Molecule: messenger RNA, 570 nt
Organism: Striga asiatica
Lineage: Eukaryota; Viridiplantae; Streptophyta; Magnoliopsida; Lamiales; Orobanchaceae
Source: the annotation of a GenBank genome assembly
AUGAGUACUCUCAGCCAACUCAGGACAUGCCUUGGGCCUCACAUUGCUCGAAGUACCGUUAAUAUAUUCACAAGCCCAAGGCUUCUUCUUCGUCUCGGCCAUCGAAGCAUCCAAGUUAGAAACGCAAAUAUCGGUAAACGAGUGGUUCGCAAUCCCGGAAAGUCUCCCGACCAUGGUCACAUUCUCCGCUACAAUAUCCCUAAAAUUGAUAUUAUGCACUAUAGGAAACGCGUUCGGGUCGUAUUUAUCGUCCGCGUGCUGACCGUACGCGUCAGUCAUCCACAAAACGUACUUCAUCGUUUUCAAAUACAUGUCCCGAACAAAUAUCUGCUCCACGUAGCCUCCGCGCCCGGGGGAUGUUUUUAUACGCACGGCCGACUCGGUGUUGAAGGCGUAGAUGUAGUUGGCUCGGACGUCUUUGAUUCCGCCCGACAUCUCGCUGCCGAGGGCAAUGGCGGCCGAGUAGGGAGAAUUGCAGGUGACCCUCUGGAUGCUGAGGCCCUCGGUUGGCCUCCCGAAUUUGAUUCCUUUUACACAGUUGAAUAUAUACCUUUUUCUAAAACUAGAUGA